Zootermopsis nevadensis is the source of this 1345-nucleotide messenger RNA. Its product is annotated as cyclin-D1-binding protein 1 homolog. NCBI's taxonomy places the organism in Eukaryota, Metazoa, Arthropoda, Insecta, Blattodea, Termopsidae. Gene Ontology annotation, cellular component: nucleus. The record is from RefSeq and is a predicted model, not a curated record.
UUGUCUACCAACAUUUGAGAGAUGUUUGUUGUCUCUAACACCAGGACGAACUAUCUCUUAAACGUCGGUAAAUUUCUACCAGACUACACGGCGCAACAAUAUAGAAAAAACCAUCUUCAAACUCGCAGCCAUGAGAACCUGAAAUCUCACAACUGUGAAGACAGUAAUCUUCAUACUUGCCACCGUGAGAAUCUGAAAUCUCACAAACGAUUCAAGAAAACAGGUGGAGAAGGAGUGGAUAAGUCUAACUGUGAAUUCAGCCUUGAUGAUUUUUGGCUCAAAUUGCGUGUUUCAUCUAAGUAUAUAUCAAAUGAAGUGACAAAACUGUGCUUGGCUUUCUCCAAGUCUCCGUUACCUGGUGUGACACAGACACAUGAAAUGUUGAGGACAUUGGAGACUGCAUACCUUGAAGUGUUAUCAACAUUCUAUACUCUGCCAAAGAGCUGUGGAUUGGUGUUACGGAAAGAAGUAAAUAUGGCAGUGCUGCAAAUCGUGGAGUCAUUGAUCACUGUAGUAAUGUCAUUACAAGAAGAAGGAGAUAAGGCGCAAAAGGACAGAUUGAUGCUAACAGGCCGUGUGUGGGAUGCUUGUGAAGCCAUAGAAGGUUUGCCUCAGAAUAAUUUGCAAGUAACUUGCAAGAUUAUACAGAGAGAAGAUGGUCUUGUACUAGAUGCCUUGCAGGAAAUAGAAGAGGAGGUUGCUGCUGAGCAAAGUGGCAAUGGACUGAGAACAGAGGAGGAAGAAGAAGAAGACAACUCUAUGACAUGGAGUAACCAAGAUCGGGAAUUGCUGUUUCCUUGCAUGGGUUUGGUGAAAACUGCACGCUCAUCCUUUAAGAGAAUAGGUGCUGUGUUGCAAAUAAAAGGGAAGUUUGAGACAGAAGAACAGAUUUCACAGUUGGAUGACUUGGUGUCUAAAUCUGUGGAAAUUAGCCCUGCAGUAGAUGAUAUGGUAUCCUGUAUGUAUCCUCCCAUGAAUAAAGACGCAGUUAGAAGUGCUGCUGCUGUGCUCAAGACUCGAGUAGAAGCACUUCUCCAUAUGGUGAAACAAAGUCACUAUGCUACUGAAGAAGAUAUAGGCUGGAUUGAAUUCCUACUAAAAGCUGUUGCUCAUAAUAAUAAUAAGCUGCUACCAUUACUGAAUUCUUAAAAUACAAGAAUCAGCCCCUUGAUCAGUGUGAAGUGAAAAGUGCAUUAGACCAUAUGUUUGAUGUUUAAUUGUAACUCAAUUCCAUGAACAUCAUAUCAUGUACUUCCAGAUUCAUUCUUUUAUUUAUUUUUCCAAAAUAUAGUUUUAGUUUAGUUAAACAGUUAUCUUAUGUUAAGAAAUAAACAGUUGAGUUUAA